UAUUAAACCCAGGCGGAGUGUGAACAUGUGAACACAUGAGGAACUGUUCAGAGAAUGCACCGAGCACAGCAUCGUCUUCAGUCGGAUGUUGUUUUGGAAAGCAGAGGUGUGGCGAAUAUGAGGAUGAAGCGCCCCCUGCUGUUGAUGCUGCUCCUGCACCUUGUGCCUGAGAGUCAGGCGCUGCGAUACUCCAACAAUUACUACUACCAGGACUUAUCACCUGAUGGCAAUGGAAACGGAGAGAUAUAUUUCAGUGGUGUGCGUCUUCACGUGGAAUCUCCACAAUCUUUGGUGUCUGCUGUACAAGGAGGCAAUGUGACUCUUCCGUGUGUGUACCGGUAUGAACCGGCGGUCAGUUCGCCUCGCAGGACAAGGGUGAAGUGGUUCUGGCAGCCGAACAUAGGUGAAACCAAAGAGCUGCACGUCAUGGUGGCUUUUGGGUCCCGUCACAGGAGUUACGGUGACUUCCGGGGUCGCGUGCGUCUGCGUAGAAGCUCUCCAGGCGACGCGUCUCUGGUCAUCAACCCGCUGCUGAGCGACGACACUGGGCGCUACCGUUGUGAGAUUAUCGACGGCCUGGAGGACGAGAGCGUCACUGUGGAGCUUCAGUUUCGGGGUGUUGUGUUCCCAUAUUACUCUCCCAUGGGUCGCUACAAGUUUAACUUCCAGGAAGCUCAAGAGGCAUGUGAGCAGCAGGGUGCUUGCUUGGCCACCUUUGAGCAGCUGUUUGCAGCUUGGGAGGAAGAAAAACUUGACUGGUGCAAUGCUGGCUGGCUAGCUGAUGGGACAGCACAGUACCCUGUUUCAGUGCCUCGAGAUGCCUGUGGCGGUACAGACCUGGCACCGGGCGUUAGGAGCUACGGCAUACGCAGCAAAACCACUGACCACUUUGAUGCAUUCUGCUUUAUUUCUUCAAUCAGAGGUGAGGUUUACUUCCUGGAGCACCAGCUCAAGCUGAACUUCUCUGAGGCAGUGGAGGAGUGUGCGCAGGAUGGUGCUCAGAUUGCUAAAGUGGGUCAGCUGUAUGCAGCGUGGAGGUUUACAGGGUUGGAUCAGUGUGAUGCUGGUUGGCUGGCUGAUGGCAGUGUGCGUUACCCUAUCACCAAACCCAGAGCCAACUGCGGCCCCCCUGAACCUGGUGUACGGAGCUUCGGCUUCCUGCCCCAGCACUUAAAAUAUGGAGUUUACUGUCACAAAGUCAGAUGGUAAGAUUCUGACACAACUGUGGUCAUCGAUUUAAAAAUCAACCAACACAAAUGUGAAUUCCGGCAGAUGAUAUAUGCUUUGAUGAGUCACCUUCUAAUUCUUGUAAUACAAAUGAAGAGUGUCAAAGCUGUUCCUGUGUAUCUGCAAGCAGCUUAGUUGUGAUUUAAACGGACUGAUUUGUCUUCCGUGAUUUUACAUUUUCUGAUUUUAUACAUGCAUUAUAUGAAAUUAAACAUUAAACCAAGUGUCACUCAGGGAAUAGGUCUGCAGAAACUGCCCUUGGUAAAUUCUCUCACAUCAACUAAACCAAUGGACUUCACUGUACAGUAUAAUACACAUAGUGUGUUCUACCAUCACAUGUACUCCAGGAAUGUACUAUAUCAUAUAAAUGGUGUCUAUAUUCACAUAUAGUCUAUAUGUACAGGAAUGUGUAUGUGUGUAUAUUUAACAGUUAUUCCACAAAAUCGAGACGUACAUGAGCUGAUAGCCGACAUGGCGCAUAGCGCAGAGUUGGCUAUAAGCCAUGUAUGACGAGAUUGAGUGGAAUAACUGUUUUAUUCUAUCCACAUUCACUGGAUUUUGAGAAACGGAGCAUUUUUAUUUUUAUUUUUUGCAAAUUCGAUCACUUUAUGCAAAACAUCAUUUCCGCUUAGAAUGUAAACAAACUGGCGAAAUGACAGUAGUAAUUUGUGAAAAAUGCUAUAAUAAUAAUAAUAAUGCUUGAAAAAUACAAAGAGAUAUGUUCUUACCAUCAAAUACUUGUAUUCCAUAUUUUGUUGCUUUUUUUGUAUUUUGGGGGGUUUUUGUUUUCGAGUAGAGUUUUUAUUUUGUCCUCAGUUGGUUCAGCAACACGCUCCACCAUUUUGUUUUUCUCUACUCACGGUAUAUGAGCUGAUAUCCUAGUAGUAGAGUAGCCUAUCAGAGCACACGAUUGCUCAUAUCCAGUGAAUGUGGAUAGAGUAAAUGUAUACACAUAUACACAUCACCUUUGCAAAUUUAUGUGUACUGUACCACCUUUACAUAUAACACCUUUAUAAAUUUCACAUACUUACAUAUACAUGCAUCAAAGCAAGCCAUAAUGGAAGUUGAUCUUUUCCCAAAGGUCUGUGAUGUAUUUUUGCUCAAAUGACAGAAAACUUUGCAUAUGUAGUAUCCUACAUAUAGUCACUUGUUUAAUUUCACUAACUGUGUUUAUGCCAUAGUCCGUGCAUGUUUGCAGUUUAUUGUGUUUAAACAAAAACAACAUGCAGAUGUCUUAUUAACUACCAUUUUAGAUAAUAAAAGUUUUUUC
Messenger RNA from Neoarius graeffei (lesser salmon catfish), 2497 nucleotides. It is a transcript of the gene hapln3, whose product is annotated as hyaluronan and proteoglycan link protein 3. Gene Ontology annotation, biological process: cell adhesion. Bases 55 to 1209 code for a protein of 384 amino acids. Lineage: Eukaryota; Metazoa; Chordata; Actinopteri; Siluriformes; Ariidae. The transcript is spliced from 5 exons. The record is from RefSeq and is a predicted model, not a curated record. Gene Ontology annotation, molecular function: hyaluronic acid binding.